AUGGCUGCACGGAGCUCUGGCAAUAACUCCUGGUUCGGCUGCCUCCUGGCGGCCAUUUUGGCUGCGAAAUCAGCUAAAUUGAGCGUCAUGGCGAGGAGUGGUGGCAGGUUGAAGAUGAUGGCCAGAAUGUGCGAUUACAACAUUGACCCUCAAGGUGAUGUCAUUCUCACCUUGACAAACCCCAACGCCCCGAUCCCUUUCUGUAAACCGAAUCUUUGGUUUGGAAUAGCACCGUCGCACGCGUCGGUGACUUUCCUGGUCUCAUCGCGCCACCUCGUAUUGGCCUCGCCUGUAUUCAAGGCAAUGCUAACUGGUGGCUGGAGCGAAGGGGACAAGAAGGAUGGCCAGUAUAACAUCCGUGCCGAGGGAUGGGAUACCGAGGCUUUCAGGACUGUCAUGAACGUCCUUCAUGGCCGAUAUCGCCAGGUCUAUUACAAGAACGCCAUACCGAACACACUGGAAACGCUGGUUAGGAUAGGGGCCAUCGUUGAUUAUUAUAAGAUCCACGAAGCGUUCGAACCCAUGGCGUUUCUGUGGACCCGAACACUCAAGUUUAUGGCCCCUAGCGUUUCGUUUUCCCCCGAAGAUAUUUUAUGGAUCAUGAUCUCAUGGGUUUUUAAAGACGGCGAAACGUUUCGGCAGACCACCAAGGCUGCUAUCUUGUGGGGAAAAGGGGAUAUAAUGGCACAAGGUCUUCCAAUACCACCACCUAUUAUCGACCGUAUCAAUCAACGCCGCAAAGAAUCCCUCGAUGCGAUUGCCGCCGCGCUCCAGAACCUCCAAAAAGACUAUGCCGAGGGUCGUGAGGGCUGCAGCUUUGAAUGCAGCGCCAUCCAACUCGGUGCCUUGACCAAAAAUAUGCACGACCUCGAUCUCGUGGGACAUGGUCCCAAGUCACCAUUCGGGGGGGGCGUCUGUGUUGUGGAGGUGGUAGAAAAAAUAAAAGACAUGAAAUCGCCAACUUGGCACACUGCAGUUAGCAGAAGUGCGAGGAGAGGGUUGCCUGCUCACGCUAGAACAUCCGAGUCCACUUGGGAGGAACACCAGUGCCUCCAGAGAGAACGAAGCGAUGACAAUGUCAUUCAGCCUGGUGUUGGGAGCACUACAAGGAAGGCGCUUGCCGAUCUUCCCAGACAUCUCAGCGUGUGUAUCAAAGACAAAAUCGAAGGACUGUGCUUAGCGGAUUUCACAUCGGACGACAAAAAGGAGUAA
Messenger RNA from Chaetomium globosum CBS 148.51, 1212 nucleotides. RefSeq lists its product as uncharacterized. The transcript has 3 exons. The record is from RefSeq and is a predicted model, not a curated record. Lineage: Eukaryota; Fungi; Ascomycota; Sordariomycetes; Sordariales; Chaetomiaceae. Bases 1 to 1212 code for a protein of 403 amino acids.